GCAGCUGCGCAGCGGUUGAAAGUACUUCCGGCGGGUCAUCGUCGCCUCUUAGAAAAGUUACUAUUUCCCCGCAGACUUUUCCUCAAAGCAAAAAUACCACUCUGUCUACCGAGCGGAAAGACAGCGUCCGGCAGAAUGCUUCAACGCAGACAGUCCUCGGCGAAACGCAGUUUGUAAUCCAACGGACUUUGUGCCGCGCGCCAGAGUGUGCUCGAGCGAGAGGAAGCAGUAUUCAACCAUCUUUCCUCUGCUGGCAAUAACAAGAACAGAGAAGGGUCCAAGUGGGGCUGCACUUCUCAGUUUAUCCUCUUUUUCUCUUAAUUCACACUCGGAGCCGCGAGGUUGCCCUUUCCCCGACCGAGACCGAGGAAUAUAACGCGUCCACUCACCGGGAUCGUAGCAUUAGUAGAUUAGCGAUUUGAUUUGGUAUUUCUUUUUUCAUGUUUCCAACAGGUUUACCUUCCCCUAGUCCCCCACCGCCAGCCCAAGAGCCCAGACCGUCAGCUUCUGAUGUUCACAACGACAGUAACGUUAGCUUAACGGCUUCUAAGAAGAGGAAAAUAAACAGCUCCGAGAAGGAAGACAUUGAUUCAAUAUCUUCGUCUCCUAAAGCCAUUUGUAAUUCCUCCUCCACAACGUCCAGCUCUUCCAGUUCACAGCAGCAGCAGCACAUCCAGAAGAAGUUGAGGUUCGAGGACCCGCUGGAUUUGAUCGGACUGGAUGUGAAGAUGGCCGAGGAGUCGUGUAACCCUGCAGAAUCGUGUUCCAAGGCGAGGAAUGUGUUUCUGCCCGGAGGUGUCGGGCAUCAUGCUAACGGACUGACCAAGUCUGCGGGCUCCGCCACCUUCUCCAACAGCAAACCCGGCGCUGCGAAGAAACUUGUUAUCAAGAACUUUAAAGAAAAGCCCAAAUUACCGGAGAAUUACACGAAUGAGACCUGGCAGAAGCUGAAGGAGGCAGUAGAGGCCAUACAGAACAGCACUUCAAUAAGAUACAAUCUAGAAGAGCUCUAUCAGGCUGUUGAAAACUUGUGCUCUCAUAAGAUAUCUGCCAAGCUCUAUAAACAGCUCAGAGUGGUCUGUGAAGACCAUAUCAAGGCACAGAUUGACCAGUUCAGAGAGGAUGCCUUAGACAGUGUUCUGUUCCUCAAGAAAAUAGACAAAUGUUGGCAAGAUCACUGCAGACAAAUGAUCAUGAUUAGGAGUAUAUUUUUGUUUUUGGAUCGCACAUAUGUUUUACAAAAUUCGAUGCUGCCAUCAAUCUGGGACAUGGGCUUGGAGUUGUUUCGUUUCUAUAUCAUCAGCGACCUGAAGGUGCAGAGUAAGACAAUCGAUGGGAUUCUGCUUCUUAUUGAGAGAGAGCGGACUGGAGAGGCCAUAGACCGCAGUCUCCUGAGGAGUCUUCUGAGCAUGCUCUCAGAUCUGCAGAUUUAUCAGGAUUCAUUUGAGCAGCGCUUUCUGGAGGAGACAAAUCGACUGUAUGCUGCAGAGGGCCAGAGGCUCAUGCAGGAAAGAGAGGUGCCAGAGUAUCUCCAUCAUGUCAACAAACGUCUAGAAGAGGAGGCAGAUAGAGUCAUUACAUACCUAGACCAGAGCACACAAAAAUCCCUCAUUGCCUCAGUGGAAAAGCAGCUGCUUGGAGAACACCUCACUGCAAUACUUCAGAAAGGUUUGAAUAACCUGCUGGAUGAGAACCGUAUUCAGGAUCUGUCUCUACUGUACCAGCUCUUCAGUCGUGUGAAGGGAGGCGUGCAGGUGCUUCUCCAGCACUGGAUCGAGUACAUCAAGGCCUUCGGAAGCACAAUUGUCAUCAACCCAGAGAAAGACAAGACAAUGGUUCAGGAGCUUUUGGAUUUCAAGGAUAAAGUCGAUUACAUCAUUGAUGUAUGUUUCAUGAAGAAUGAGAAGUUUGUAAAUGGUAUGAAGGAGGCCUUUGAGACCUUUAUCAAUAAACGGCCGAACAAACCUGCAGAGCUCAUAGCAAAAUAUGUGGAUUCAAAGCUCCGUGCUGGGAACAAAGAAGCGACUGAUGAGGAACUCGAGAAAAUGUUGGACAAGAUAAUGAUCAUAUUCAGGUUCAUUUAUGGCAAAGAUGUUUUUGAGGCCUUCUACAAGAAAGACUUGGCUAAGAGGUUACUAGUGGGAAAGAGUGCCUCUGUAGAUGCAGAGAAAUCAAUGCUGUCAAAACUGAAGCAUGAAUGUGGAGCUGCAUUUACCAGUAAGUUGGAAGGAAUGUUCAAAGACAUGGAACUCUCAAAAGAUAUUAUGGUGCAGUUCAAACAGCACAUGCAAUGCCAAAAUAUUCCUGGGAACAUUGAGUUGACGGUGAACAUCCUCACUAUGGGUUAUUGGCCAACAUAUGCCCCCAUGGAAGUACAUCUGCCUCCAGAGAUGGUAAGAUUGCAAGAGAUUUUCAAAACGUUUUACCUGGGCAAACACAGUGGACGGAAACUACAGUGGCAGUCGACGUUAGGACAUUGCGUUUUAAAGGCAGAAUUUAAAGAGGGCAAAAAAGAGCUGCAGGUUUCCCUGUUUCAGACGUUAGUUCUGCUGAUGUUUAAUGAAGGGGAGGAGUUCUCUCUGGAGGAUAUUAAAUUGGCUACAGGCAUUGAGGACGGUGAGCUGAGGCGGACUCUGCAGUCACUGGCCUGUGGGAAGGCGCGUGUCCUUACCAAAAUCCCAAAGAGUAAAGACGUGGAGGAUGGAGACAAGUUCUCUUGUAAUGAUGAUUUCAAACACAAACUCUUCAGGAUUAAAAUCAACCAGACAAUGAAAGAAACGGUGGAGGAGCAAGCCAGCACUACAGAGAGAGUAUUCCAGGACCGUCGUCAGUACCAAAUUGAUGCUGCAAUUGUUCGAAUCAUGAAGAUGAGGAAAACUCUCAGCCAUAAUCUUCUGGUGUCUGAGGUGUACAACCAACUUAAAUUCCCAGUCAAGCCUGCUGAUCUGAAGAAGAGGAUAGAGUCAAUCAUUGACAGGGACUACAUGGAAAGGGAUAAGGACAAUCCCAAUCAAUACAACUAUGUGGCUUAGACAGAGAGAGAGAAUAAGAGGUAGAAAUGAGGGAUGGUAGAAAUGACAGGAGGAAGCUGUUCUCAGUGACAUUGUUUACUUCCCUUAGCACAUGGAACCCCUUGUUCCAAGUUUUGUUCAAUUUAACACUGGUCUUUCUCCCCAGUGACCAACAACCGAAUCAGUUUUCUCUUCCUGGCUUUGACAGGGUAGCGUAAGUUUGAUUUCUCGCAUUAGAAGAAAAGAAAA
Messenger RNA from Cyprinus carpio (common carp), 3260 nucleotides. Its product is annotated as cullin-4B. Gene Ontology annotation, biological process: ubiquitin-dependent protein catabolic process; protein ubiquitination; DNA damage response. The record is from RefSeq and is a predicted model, not a curated record. Gene Ontology annotation, cellular component: Cul4B-RING E3 ubiquitin ligase complex. Gene Ontology annotation, molecular function: ubiquitin protein ligase binding. Lineage: Eukaryota; Metazoa; Chordata; Actinopteri; Cypriniformes; Cyprinidae.